AUGCUGUGCACCUCCUCCUUCGCCCAUGGGCUGAAGAAAAAGGUGAUCGCGGCCAGUGCCGUGUCUACCGAACGGGUGGGCGACGGACGCGUGCACGUGUGGCGUGCCACCGACGGACGCGUGCACGUGUGGCCGCGCGGCAAAGUCUCCUUGAAAUGGAUGCUCUACGUUCGCGGCAAUCCUGGCGACUACGACCUGUGGGCCAACGAGUUUGGCUGCACCGGGUGGUCGUACGAGGAGGUGCUGCCCAACUUCCGCAAGUCCGAGCACAGGGGAGCCGGUGGACCCCUCGUGGUGAGCGACGUCCAGGCGCCCAACACCAUCACCGGCACAUUCAUCGCUGCGGCCCAGAGUGUCGGCAUUCUGUACAACCCGGACAUGAACGGCGGCCAACAGCUCGGCGUCGGCCACGCUCAACUGACCAUCGACAACGGACGUCGGUGCACCACGGCCUACGCGUUCCUCAAGCCGGAAGUGCAGAAGCGGCCCAACCUCACCGUCCUGGUCGGCGCCCAUGCGACGCGCGUUCUGUUUGACAUCGACCGCACCCGCGCUGUUGGUGUCGAGUACAAGCUCCAGAGCGAGAAUUACAAGCGGUUCCAUACGGCCUACGCGGCAAGGACCGGCGUGGGUCCCAAGCAGCACCUCCGGGAGUUCUACAUUCCCCUCAUCCAAGACAUGCCGUACGUCGGCGAGCAGAUGCAGGACCACCUGUUCGUCCCGGUCGCCUUCUCCGCGCUCAGGCUGGAGGGCCUUCUCCACGGCCUCCCUUACCCUUUCCUCAAAGCACUGGGGGCUCGCGGCAGUUCGUCGAGCUCCCGGCCCUGGCUGGCGCCAAGUUGA
This is a messenger RNA of Acanthamoeba castellanii str. Neff, 843 nucleotides long. RefSeq names its product GMC oxidoreductase. NCBI's taxonomy places the organism in Eukaryota, Discosea, Longamoebia, Acanthamoebidae. The transcript is spliced from 10 exons. Gene Ontology annotation, cellular component: mitochondrial inner membrane. The record is from RefSeq and is a predicted model, not a curated record. Bases 1 to 843 code for a protein of 280 amino acids. Gene Ontology annotation, molecular function: choline dehydrogenase activity; flavin adenine dinucleotide binding.